This is a messenger RNA of Ipomoea triloba (trilobed morning glory), 1344 nucleotides long. RefSeq names its product protein UNUSUAL FLORAL ORGANS-like. Gene Ontology annotation, molecular function: protein binding. The record is from RefSeq and is a predicted model, not a curated record. NCBI's taxonomy places the organism in Eukaryota, Viridiplantae, Streptophyta, Magnoliopsida, Solanales, Convolvulaceae. The coding region runs from base 1 to 1344 and encodes 447 amino acids. The transcript has a single exon.
AUGGAAGCUUUUCAUUCCACAAUUGGGAUGCCCUUUCCAUAUGGCUUUCCCACCACUACAGUAAUGAACAUGUGUGGGACCACAAACCCCAUGUCCACCCCAUGGAUGGAUAGUAGAAUUUGGAGUAGGCUCCCUCAGAGGCUGAUAGAUAGGAUCAUUGCCUUCCUUCCCCCACCGGCUUUUUUCCGGGCUAGAUCAGUCUGCAAGAGAUGGUAUAGCCUUCUCUUCUCCACCACCUUUCUUGAAUUGUAUCUCCAGGUAUCCCCACAUUGCCACUGGUUCAUAUUCUUCAAGCAUAAGAGCUUGAAAAGCUACAUUUAUAGGAGCAACAACAGUACUAGUAGCAGUGGAUAUGAUAAUAGAGCAGUGUAUGAAGGGUACCUGUUUGAUCCCCACACGCUUACAUGGUACCGCCUUUCAUUCCCUUUAAUCCCACCGGGGUUUUCUCCGGCCACUUCCUCCGGUGGCCUGAUUGGUUGGGUUUCUGAGGAGGCUGGCUCAAAGAACAUCCUUUUAUCCAAUCCCCUUGUUGGGUCUUUAAUCCCAAUUCCCCCAACUCUAAGGCCUAGGCUCUACCCUUCCAUUGGACUAAACAUUACAGACUCCUCUAUAGAUUUGGCAGUGGCCGGUGACGACUUGAUAUCCCCUUACGCCGUCAAGAAUCUAACCACAGAGAGCUUCCACAUCGACGCGAAUGGGUUCUACUCCAUAUGGGGCACAACCUCCUCUCUCCCGAGGCUCUGCAGCUUCGAAUCGGGGGAGAUGGUGUACUCAGAGGGGAGAUUUUACUGCAUGAAUUACAGCCCUUUCAGCGUCCUCUCCUACGACAUUUCGUCGAACACCUGGUGCAAAAUCCAAGCCCCGAUGCGACGAUUCCUCCGCUCCCCAAACUUGGUGGAGAGCGGCGGGCGGCUGAUCAUGGUGGCCGCCGUGGAGAAGAGCAACCUGAACGUCCCCCGAAGCCUGCGCCUGUGGGGCCUACAGGAUUGCGGGACAACGUGGGCGGAGAUCGAGAGGAUGCCGCAACAGCUGUACGCGCAGUUCGCGGAAAUUGAGAACGCGCAGGGAUUCAACUGCGUAGGGCACGGGGAGUUCGUGGUGAUUAUGAUCAAGAAUUCCGACAAGGCUCUCCUGUUUGAUUUCGGUAGAAAGAGGUGGGUGUGGGUCCCUCCUUGCCCUUUCGUUCAUCAAGAUUCGACCUUUGGCGGCGGCGGAUAUGGAGAUCAAGGCGGCGCUGGGUGUGGAAAUGAGUUGCAUGGGUUUGCAUAUGAGCCUAGACUAGCUGCGCCUGUAACUGCACUUCUUGAUCAGUUCACACUUCCCUUUCAGUCUUUCACUGGCUAG